This is a messenger RNA of Pristis pectinata (smalltooth sawfish), 3137 nucleotides long. RefSeq names its product copine-3-like. The record is from RefSeq and is a predicted model, not a curated record. Gene Ontology annotation, molecular function: receptor tyrosine kinase binding; calcium-dependent phospholipid binding. Gene Ontology annotation, biological process: ERBB2 signaling pathway; cellular response to calcium ion. The transcript is spliced from 16 exons. NCBI's taxonomy places the organism in Eukaryota, Metazoa, Chordata, Chondrichthyes, Rhinopristiformes, Pristidae. Gene Ontology annotation, cellular component: plasma membrane. Bases 148 to 1743 code for a protein of 531 amino acids.
GCCCAGCGUGUGGCUCCUUGGCAAUUUCUCCAAAAAACUUCGCAUGCGCAACCAUAUCGGACGUUGUGUCAGCCGUGGGUGGGGCUGUGCGCGGCUUGGUAGAUCUGCUGAGUGUAGUUGCGGCUCACGGAGUUUGCAGGGCAGCAGAUGGCAGAUUGUGUGACUAAAGUUGAACUAACCAUCAGCUGUGAGAACUUGUUGGAUAAAGAUGUUACUUCCAAAUCAGAUCCAUUAUGUGCACUACUCAUUAAUGUUAGUGGAAAUCAGUGGGUUGAAAUUGAUCGGACAGAGAGAGUUAAAAACUGUCUCACUCCAAAGUUUGCAAAGAAGUUCCUGAUUGAUUACUACUUUGAGCAAGUUCAGAAACUGAAGUUUGGAAUUUAUGAUAUUGACAACAAAACCAUAGAUUUAAGCGAUGAUGAUUUCUUGGGGGAACUAGAAUGCACUCUAGGACAGAUUGUCUCCAGCAGAAAACUGACCAGACCCCUCUUGCUGAAAAAUAGAAGCCCAGCAGGAAGAGGAACAAUCACGAUCUAUGCUGAGGAAGUAAAAGACAACAGAGUAGUAAAUUUUGAAGCCCAAGCACGGAAACUAGAUAAUAAGGAUUUCUUUGGGAAGUCAGAUCCUUACCUAGAGUUCUACAAACAGACCGAGGAUGGAAAAUGGCAAAUGGUUCAUAGAACAGAGGUAAUAAAGAAUAACCUAAAUCCAAGUUGGAAACCUUUUAAAAUCCCUUUGCGGUCUCUGUGCAAUGGUGAUUUUCAGAGGAAUAUCAAGGUGGACUGCUAUGACUAUGAUAAUGAUGGAUCACAUGACCUAAUUGGUGUAUUUGAGACAAAUAUGACAAAACUACAAGGAGCAUCCUACAGCUCACCAGUGGAGUUUGAGUGCAUUAAUCCUAAGAAGAAACAGAAAAAGAGAGGUUACAAAAACUCGGGAAUUGUGAGUUUUAAAUUAUGCCAGAUCGUGAAGGAGUACACUUUCUUGGAUUACGUUAUGGGAGGCUGUCAGCUGAACUUUACCGUUGGAAUUGAUUUCACAGGCUCUAAUGGGGAUCCAAGGACACCAAACUCUCUACACUAUUUAAAUCCAAGUGGAUAUAAUGAAUAUCAGAUGGCAAUCUGGUCUAUUGGAGUGAUCAUUCAAGACUAUGACACAGACAAAUUAUUCCCAGCAUUUGGCUUUGGUGCACAAAUACCUCCUACCUGGCAGGUAUCACAUGAAUUUCCACUUAACUUCAAUCCUCAAAAUCCAUUUUGUGGAGGGGUGCAGGGGAUAAUUGAUGCCUACUGCUACUGUCUUCCUCAAGUCAAGCUUUAUGGUCCAACAAACUUCUCUCCAAUUAUAAACCAUGUGGGAAGAUUUGCAGCUGCAGCAGCACAGCAGCCAAAAGCUUCACAAUAUUAUAUCCUGCUGAUCAUCACAGAUGGAGUGAUAACUGAUUUAGAUGAAACACGACAAGCCAUCGUUAAUGCUGCAAAGUUGCCAAUGUCUAUCAUCAUUAUUGGUGUUGGUGGGGCAGAUUUUAGUGCCAUGGAAUUUUUGGAUGGUGAUGAUGGAGUUCUGAGAUCACCCACUGGAGAAGCAGCUAUCAGAGAUAUUGUCCAAUUUGUACCAUUUAGGAAGUUUCAAAAUGCACCUAAAGAAGUUCUUGCACAGAGUGUACUAGCUGAAUUACCUCAGCAAGUGGUGUGUUACUUCAACACGCGCAAACUCCAACCUCCCAAUGAGCCGCCACCUUAAAUAUUUGAAAGUGCAGUCUGACAAUGUAUGACAUAAAAAUAAAUUCACUAAAAUACAGGAAUCUUUCACUUCUGUCAGUAUUACUCACUAUAUUUAAAAUGCAUGAUAAAAAUGUUUUAAAUGUAGGCGAAAUUAAAUUCAUUAAAAUUGAUAUUCACUCUAAUAUUUUGAGUAACUUUAAACUAUAAUUGACCAAAGUAAAUGAUUUGUGUAAAAUAUUUAUACAGUAACUUAAAAUCCAGUAAAAUGACCAUUCAAGACUGGAAUAUCUUUCAUCUCAUCUUCCCUUUUCUUUUAAAUUUUCUGUUACAUAUUCUACAAGUUAUUACAUUUUUAUUACUUUAACCUUUUUGAAAUGUACAGUUUUUUUGAUUUUUAGAUGGGGGCCAAAUAACUUAAUAUGAAAUAGAUGCUUUUGAAAUAUAAUUGAGUGGGUGGGGCUUUCAUAUUUUAUAACCAUAAAUAUAUUGACAUUUUUAAUAUUGGAAUAUAUUUCAUUUCUUUAAAAAAAUGUAAUGCUGAAUAACUUACAGAAUGCAUGUAAUCAAUCAAACACAAUAAUAUUCUUCCUGUUGUUUGAAGAGCAUAGCAUGUCAGUCAUUUGAUCCUUGGUAGCUGGUGCUUUAAACCAUAACGAGAAUUAAAAUAAUAUGAAGGGAAUAUUCUUAAAUCUGUUGGCAAGUUGCCAUGUCUACAAUUAACUUUCAAUUAAAUCAUCUACUUUUAUCCAUUCUUGCUGACUAUAAAAUGUAAAAUACUAAAUCAGCCAAGCAUGGGGUAAAAGCAUUUUAUAAUUUUAAAAUAUGCCCAGCUACCAAGCAGUGGGGAAAUUCUGCAAUACCUCCAAUAUACAGUGCAUAAGUCAUUUGAGAUAAUGGUAUCGAAAGUACAUUGUAACUUUAUAUUAAAUAAAGUGCCAAAAAGUUCCAAACGGUAAUCCAAUAAUGAGCUUGUUUGUAAAUGCAGAAAUGGUGGAAUUUGGUGGGGGGGGGGGGGGGUGGAAAUUCUCUGUAUAUAUGCACUAACUGUUUCCUGGCACUUCUGGGUGUAAUAAAGUUGAAUACAGAGCAUAUUAGGCACUUAAUGGAUUUUUUAUGGCAUUUUCUGUCUUUUAGAUAAUUGGACCACCAUUAGUUUCACAUUAACAAAUCAUUCUAUAAAUCAGUCACUGUACCUUUUCAAGUUGUAUUCUGAAAGAACCAUUUGUGUUACAAUGUUCAAUUGCAGACUAUUAAAACAAUUGGGGUGAAAUUAAAUCAGUAUUUUUCUUAGUGCUGCUCAUGCUAUCUGAAAUUUCUUCACCAUAACCUGUGAUUUUGAAGGAAUUGGUGAUGAUUGCCUAGCGGUCAGAAAUAAUAUCCUUGGGGAAAAUAAAACAGGGCCUGAGGGGAUAU